Rhodofomes roseus is the source of this 2351-nucleotide messenger RNA. RefSeq names its product glycyl-tRNA synthetase. NCBI's taxonomy places the organism in Eukaryota, Fungi, Basidiomycota, Agaricomycetes, Polyporales, Fomitopsidaceae. Gene Ontology annotation, biological process: mitochondrial glycyl-tRNA aminoacylation. Gene Ontology annotation, cellular component: mitochondrion; cytoplasm. The coding region runs from base 191 to 2245 and encodes 684 amino acids. The record is from RefSeq and is a predicted model, not a curated record. Gene Ontology annotation, molecular function: glycine-tRNA ligase activity; ATP binding. The transcript is spliced from 12 exons.
GGACUAUUGUAGCGCGUCACGUGCCGCUACGAAAUGCAGAUUCACGAUCUCGACGACUCGGCGAGCGACCUGUUACAACCUGUUACAACCUACCUUCGUAGUCUUGCUGUCUCCGCCCCUGGGCCUCUAUUCUCCGCAAAGUUUGCGAUAAAGGAGAGACCUUGUACGUCGAGUCAUCCGCCGAGGGUGGAUGCGACUGUACUCUCUCCCACUCAAAGCAUCUCGAUUCUGUACUAUAGCCAAUCUUCUCGUUUGCAAAAACCACACAGCAAUGGCAAACGCGACUCCCAACAAGACGGCGCAUCCGUUCGAACGCUCGCGGCUGGAGUCUUUGCUCUUCGGACGGUUUUUCUACGCUCCCGCGUUUGACAUCUAUGGAGGUGUGAAGGGUCUCUAUGACUUCGGCCCGCCGGGCUCGAGUUUGCAGAGCAACAUCAUUGCCGAAUGGCGGAAGCACUUCAUCGUGCAAGAACACAUGCUCGAGCUGGACACGGCUAUCAUCACACCUGCGCCAGUGUUUGAGACUUCGGGCCACGUCGCACGAUUCGCAGACUGGAUGGUCAAGGAUGUUGAGACAGGUGAAGUCCUUCGGGCGGACCAUCUUGUCAAGAACGUUCUGCAAGAUCGACUAGACAGGGAUCGCCUGGCAAGAGAUCCUGCGUUCCAGCCCAAAAAAGAAGACGACAAAAAGAAGAAGAAGGCGGAAAAGGACAAGCCAAAGGCCGAGCCUGUUAAACUACCCGAUGAGGUCGUCGCCGAGUACGAAAACAUCCUUGCCAAGCUGGACAACUACGGCGGCCCCGAGUUGGGCGAGCUCUGCCAAAAGCAUAAGAUCACUAACCCGGACACAGAUAACAAGGUGACAGAGCCGAAGAUGUUCAAUUUGAUGUUCAAGACCAGCAUUGGCCCCGCGGGGGAUGUAUCGGGCUACCUCCGACCCGAAACGGCACAGGGUCAUUUCCUGAAUUUCAAUCGGCUGCUCGCAUUCAACAACGGCACUGUCCCGUUCGCCUCAGCGCAGAUCGGGCGCUCGUUCCGCAAUGAAAUUUCCCCGCGCGCUGGGCUUCUGCGCGUGCGCGAGUUCACGAUGGCGGAGAUCGAGCACUUCGUCGACCCGGAGGACAAGAGCCACGCGACAUUCCACGAGGUACGGGAUGUCGAACUAGACCUGCUUGAUCGACACGUCCAGGAGUCCGGCAGCACGAAGGUGGCGAGGCUGAGCGUCGGCGCGGCAGUGGACCAGGGCAUUAUCGCCAACGAGACGCUGGGUUACUUCCUCGCCCGCAUCUACCUAUUCCUGACCAAGAUCGGGAUCAACCCCAAGCGGCUCCGCUUCCGCCAGCACAUGGCGAAUGAAAUGGCGCACUACGCGACAGACUGCUGGGACGCGGAGAUAGAGAACUCGUACGGCUGGACGGAAUGCGUCGGGUGCGCCGAUCGCGCGGCGUACGACCUGACAGUGCACUCCGAGAAGACCGGACACCCGCUCACUGUCAAGCAGCAGCUGGCAGAGCCCAUUGUAACGGAGCGCGAGGUCGCAGUGCCCAACAAGCGUCUGUUCGGAAAGACAUUGGGGAGGAGCACGCCGGUUGUAACGGGGCUGCUUGACGCCAUGGACGAUGCGCAGCUGCUCAAGCUCAAGGGGGAACUGGCGCAAGGGGCGGCCACGAUCGUGUCCAAUGACGGGCAGGAGUUCAAGCUCACGCCCGAUCUUCUCACCAUUGAACGCAGGACAUUCAGACAGACGACGCGCGAGUUUACACCGAACGUCAUUGAACCUUCGUUCGGUCUAGGACGCAUUCUAUAUUGCCUGUUAGAACACAGCUUCUGGAGUCGAGAACAGGACAUGGACCGUGGGGUUCUGUCGCUUCCUGCUCUAGUGGCUCCCACCAAGGUUUUGAUCGUACCACUGAGCACCAAGAAGGAGCUGUCUCCGCUCGUUGCGGAAAUAACUGCAAAACUGCGCAAGGCCGGCGUGUUCUCUCGUGUGGACGACUCGAGCCAGUCAAUUGGGAAGCGUUAUGCGCGAAACGAUAUGCUGGGCACGCCGUUCGGUAUAACGGUCGACUUUGCUUCCGUGCAAAACCGAACUGUGACGCUGCGGGAGCGUGACACGACGGUACAGCUCAUCGGGCCUGUCGACGACGUGAUCGCGACGGUGACUGAACUCGUGGACGACACUAUCGACUGGACGGAAGCGUGCAAGCGCCUCUCCAUCUACGACGGCGUGCAGGCGGUAGAGUAACGUACUUAAUUGCGCAGACUUCACAGGAGCGAAUGGGAUAGCAGCGAAGACCAUCUCCGUGUACUCACUCGAAAGAAAUAGAGUUAUAACCACUCGUUGAGACUAA